ACACACACACACACACACACACACACACACAGCACACACCCCGCACAACCACAGCGUUGAGUUGUCCUGCCCCUCGCAACUGGCUCGUAAUUAAAAACGCUUGAUGACAAUUUUGCCAACAUUUCGUGUGCAUUUCCUCGCCUGGCAGCGUUUUUGCCAGCAACCAAAAUGCAGCACAAACUUUCGAAGGCAGCAACCGACAACAACAAGCAACAACCAACAAAAAGCAACAACAACAAGCACUUCAUCAGCUACAACAAUAGCGACAGCAGCUACAACAAUUUCAGCGCCAUUUCAGAUAAGCACAGUGGCACACACAUGUGCAGAAAAGGACUGUGCUUGGAACGAAGAGUCGAGCAGACGGCACAAAAAGGCCACCAGGACAAGGAGGACAACCUGGACACGUGCUCGACACCAACAACUGGCACAAGCCACUGACCAGCGGGCGAGACGUUGCCAACGUGACGAGCUGAACCACCAGCUGCAGGAGUGGAAGGAGCUAGGCAAGGGGGGAAGAAGUGGCCAAUAAAAAAGCUAACGAAAUGCUGAUGCCGCUUGCAGUCGACAGGCGAACUCGGCAACAACAACAAAAACAACCGAAGCAACCGCAUUAAAAACAAAACUGGAAAAGUUGAACCCAGUCCGUAGAAGGGGACAGCCAGAGUAAAAGUUCCAAAUUUGCCAGACAGAGUCCACGUAGAGCUGCUCGUCGCUUUGUGGCCGCAUCCGGAACUGUGAGCAGCAGUUGCCGUUGCCGGAAUUUGAUUUUAACGCAUUCUCAGAGCCGCGCCAUAUCAAAACCGAGCUCAGGCCCAAACGGAACAGUCUCGUCUGUGCCUCCGGAAAUUUCAAUGGCAACACAUUGAAAUUGGCUGUCACAGAGCCAAAGGGGAAUCCAGCUCCACGCGGGCAUUCAUGCGGGAGAUCCGCUGGAAUGAGCGCCAAUUGUGGCGUCACAUGCACUGACAAGCUAUUAACUGCACGUCUGGCACCCAAAUAAGCAUCCCCAUCACGAAACAGCUAAAACUAAAGGGCGAGAAGAGGAAGUGCUCCUCAUGCUAAGUAUGGCCGCCAGCCGCAGCUCGCUGCUGCAGCUGCUUUGUAUCUCUUCGAUCACUUGGCAGCUACCUUUGGUCAGCGGAUAUCUAAACAUUUUUAUCAGCCACCACGAGGUGAUGAAACUGAUGGGGCUGGAGGCGGAUUUGUUCUACGUGCACGAGGGAGCCAUUAACACAUACGCGAUGCACUUCACCGUUCCCGUCCCGGCAGAUGUGCACGAGCUGGAAUUCUCCUGGCAGAGUCUCAUUGCUUAUCCGCUGCGCUACACAAUCAGCAUCGAAUAUGCCAACGACCAGGACGCACUGGGUACACCCACGCUGAGCAUUCCACACAAGGGUCUGGUGCCGCAGGAGAUCGAGUCCUUCCUGGUCUACCUGCCCUGCACUGGCAACGCCAGCCUUCAACUGCCGGUCAAUGUCAACAUGGUAGUGCAGGGACCUCCCCGCUUCAACGACACCCGGCUCCACUUCAAGCGCAACAAGAUCUGUGCCAAGGGCAUCUCACCCGAACCAAAUCAGUCGCCGGCCCCAGCCAACGCCCCUUCCCAGGGACCGGCUCUGAUGAAUGCUGCUGCCUGCGCUCUGGGCCUGGUCUUAGCCGUAGGCCUCGUGGCUAGCAUGAUGUAUGUGCGGGCUCGCAAGCAGCUGCGCCAGGACUCGCUACACACCAGCUUCACCACAGCGGGUUAUGGCAGUCAUCAGAAUGUGUUCAUUCGCCUUGAUCCUUUAGGUCGACCGCCGAGUGCCACCGGAUCCUACGCGACCAUCGCCAGCCUCAACAAAUAUCCAGCGGAGACCAAAAAGUCCUGCAGCAUAUUCGACCGGUUCCGCAGCUCGCCCACACCCACACCCUACGCCACCGCCCUGCUGCCAAUGGGAGACCAGGGUGGAGAAACCAUUUACUCAAAGCCAGAAUCAGUCUGUCCCUCAAGAAUAUCCUACUACGCCUCCUCCCAGCUAACUCAGAAAUGAUCGACGCAAACAUCGGCAGCAUUUGCGACAAGUUGGCAGAACCAGAUGAAAAAAAAAAUCAUAUUAACGGCAGCACGAAUGGGGUGGAAUGCGGAAUGCAGAAGAACGCGACGCUUGUGUUUUUUCGCUGGCAUCUAAAAAAAAAA
Messenger RNA from Drosophila virilis, 2176 nucleotides. RefSeq names its product tyrosine-protein kinase RYK. NCBI's taxonomy places the organism in Eukaryota, Metazoa, Arthropoda, Insecta, Diptera, Drosophilidae. The record is from RefSeq and is a predicted model, not a curated record.